Messenger RNA from Carassius carassius (crucian carp), 1602 nucleotides. Its product is annotated as C-C motif chemokine 21-like. Bases 774 to 1061 code for a protein of 95 amino acids. The record is from RefSeq and is a predicted model, not a curated record. Gene Ontology annotation, biological process: monocyte chemotaxis; positive regulation of ERK1 and ERK2 cascade; positive regulation of GTPase activity. Lineage: Eukaryota; Metazoa; Chordata; Actinopteri; Cypriniformes; Cyprinidae. Gene Ontology annotation, molecular function: chemokine activity; CCR chemokine receptor binding. The transcript has 5 exons. Gene Ontology annotation, cellular component: extracellular region.
AAUGUAGGUGUGCCGUGCAGUGAACGUCCUUGACUAGGGAAGGGAAGUGCGUCUACCGGGUUUCUAGCUGCGUGCUGCUUAACGACCGCGCGAUGUCACUCCAGAGUCAGGAAUAAUGAUAAGGAAGUGGUUAUUUGAUGCAGAGGGUUUAUUUCAUUGAAAUUUUAUUUUAAUUAUUUGGCAACUUUUACGUUGGCUUGCCAAACCGCCAUAAAACAGAAGAAGAAGAAGAAGAAGAAUUAUUUGCGACAUAAACAAUGUUUCUGGUUUUAUUUGGUUUGAACUGUUCUGAAAUCAUUCAACAGACCAGUCUGACUAGGCUGGAGACUAGCCAAUACCAGAAAACCACUUAAGGCUGAUUAAACUAGUAGCUUAUGCGUGUACUAAAUAAACAAAUCCAUCAAGUCGUUUUUAACUAAAUUUUAAGAGGACAUCAUGGGCCUUUUCAUCGAGUGCUGGUUUGAAGUUAAAACUCCUGAAUGAUGGAUUUGUUUCUUAAAAACACACAAAUUUUGAUUCACAAGAUGUUAAUUGAUUACUAGUGGAUUAUUUUGAUGUUUUUAUCAGCGGUUUGGAGUCUCAUUCUGACGGCACCCAUUCACUGCAGAGGAUCCAUUAGAGCUCAUACUUUACUGCCAACAAACUUCCCAGACCAAGGACAGAUCAAAAGUGGGCUUGCAUGCUCCCAUGGUUUCCUGUAAACCGCAUGACUGAAACAACUUGACUGGACUUGCUUCCCCUCCAGCAAUUUCAGAGACCAAACACAGACAAGAAUGCAGACUGCAACCGUAACUCUCCUGGUCAUAGCUGCAGUCCUCUGGAGCAACACUGAAGCUUUUUCAGACGCAGCUGUGGACUGCUGUCUAACCACCAAGGACACUCGUAUUCCAAUACAGAUUGUUGCAUCCUACUUUCACCAAACCACAGAGAGUGGUUGUGCCAUUCCAGCUACUGUAUUUAUCACAAAAAAGGACAAGAAGCUGUGUGCUCCACCAGAGAAAAAUGGCUGGAUUUCCAAGAUCAUCACACACUUAGACAAGAAGAAGAAAGCUUCUCAGUAGAAACACAGAAAAAAAACCCUCUCCAAAAUCUUAGUUUUGCUCUCAUAAGUUCUGUGACAGCUCAGACAUCUUCAAAGCUAAAUAAGACAUUUAGCAGACGUUGUGCAGUUCUUCUUGCUUGAAACCGUUUUCUAGCUUCUGGUAUCAAUAACACCUAUUCUGGUUUUGCUAUGCUUCAAAAAUAUGAGCCAAGAAUGAUAACCUUGUAACUGCACUGAGCAGCACUGGACAGACAGGAAGUGAUUACUCUUAAUCAUUAACUGCCACAGUGGUUUUUAAAAGUUAUGGAAAAGUUAAGUUUUGGAAAUCAUGUAGAUUUGGGGAAUCCACGGUGGUCAGAUUUUGUAAAUGAUUAAAAGCAGAUAUGUUAUUUGUUUAUAUUAGACUGUAUUGUUUUACUGUAGCCAUUAUGAGUCUCAUACAUUUGCACGAAUUAUAAAUUGUCUUGUGUUUUUAGAAUGUGUUUUCUAAUGUAUGCAACAUACUUUGUGUGACUGUAGUUUUUCUAACAAUGAUUUUUAAAUAAAUUCAUUUUGUUAAA